This is a messenger RNA of Populus nigra (black poplar), 1727 nucleotides long. RefSeq names its product ankyrin repeat-containing protein BDA1-like. The coding region runs from base 183 to 1592 and encodes 469 amino acids. The record is from RefSeq and is a predicted model, not a curated record. The transcript is spliced from 3 exons. NCBI's taxonomy places the organism in Eukaryota, Viridiplantae, Streptophyta, Magnoliopsida, Malpighiales, Salicaceae. Gene Ontology annotation, molecular function: protein binding.
CUUCUUUCUUUCGGCUUUCUUUUUCAUACGAAAAGAAAGGAGUGUGAAGUUUCAGAAGUGUACAGAAACAGCUCUGGCGCUUGUGGAAUUUCUCAGAAAAUUAAGUGGUUCUCUAGCUUUUCGUUUACCUUCCUUACCCUAUAAAAACACGAGCGGUGGAAUGUGACCAUUGAUUCAUUUCAAUGGAUGCUAGAUUGUUUGAUGCAGCUUCCAGAGGGGAUGUGAAUACCUUGCAAGAAUUAAUUGGAGAAGAUCCUCUAAUCCUCCAUACUGUAACCGUCACUACGUCAAACACACCAUUGCACGUUGCUGCACUUCUUGGUCAUACUCAGUUUGCCAUGAAAGUGAUGCAGAAUUAUCCUGGAUUAGCAGACGAACUUAACCAGCAAGGUCUUAGCCCCAUCCAUUUGGCCUCAGCAAAAGGGCACCUGGAGAUUGUGAAGGAAAUGCUUGUUCUUCGACCUGAUCUUGCUCUUAAAAAAGACGAGGACGGAAAUAUUCCCCUUCACUCGGCUGCCAUUAGAGGAAGGAGGGAAAUCUUGACAGAGCUUUUUACAAAUGAAUCAGCAAAUGAGCUUACCUCGAGCAGGGAGACUGUUCUGCAUCUUGCCGUGAAACACAAUCGAUACCAGGCACUAGAGUUGUUGAUUCAGCUUGCCAAUCAAUACCAAAUUGGCAAUGAGCUUUUCAAUGCCGUGGAUGUAGGCGGUAAUACCAUAUUUCACCUUGCUUGUGCUGGAAAAAAGUCAAAGAUGGUAAGGCUUUUGUCACGGACUAAUGUGGAUGUGAAUGCUGUUAAUUUUGAAGGUCUUACUGCUUUACAUUUGGCAGUAAGAGCGACGACAGGAUCUAAUGAUGAAGAUGAAAUACAAGAAAUAAUCCGAAGUGUAGGAGCAGAGCUUACAGAGCGAAUUGAACGAUUAGAGCAAUCCAUUGUCACUACGCAACAACGAAGCUCAGAAGCUAGAAGGGAAAAGUUUGUUGGUUCAUUAAAGAAUGGCAUUGGUAUUUUGGCAGCAAUCUUUGCCUCAUUAUCUUUUGAAGUAGGAAUGAAUCCUCCUGGAGGUGUGUGGCAAGAAUGGGCUUCAUCCAAUGCUACUAAAUCUGGUACUGCUGCUGCUGAUGGCAAUAAUGACACCGAUCCCAACUCAUGGAGCAAUUCAUUAUUCUUAGGUUUGUUCGAGUUGGCGAGCGUCAGUGAAGGUGACUCACACAAGCCUGGACUAUCCAUAAGUUGGGAACUAGGCAAAAAACGAUUCCUUAAUUUUAUCUUGUGCAAUUCUCUGUGCUUUUUCUUGUCAAUAGCAACAAUUGUGGUUGUAGCAUUGACUGAAGUCUUCCUGUGGGACUGGCAAUCUACUUCACUUCUUUUGUUGCCUAUGAUGUGCAUUCUCUUGCUAACUGCUGCAGCAGAGUUUGUAUUUGGGGUGGCUAUUGUUACCGAUACAAGCGUUGCAAAUGUAUUUCCACUUCGAGCUUUGAUUUUGGUUGUAAUCCUACUUAACGUAAUAUGGCAGCUUGCUUGGACCUACCAAUAUCUCCGGAAAUGGUUACAGAGAUUUCGCCGCAACGAAGAGAGGCGAGGAGAAUGAACGAAUUGAAUCAGAAAAGCAAUGCUAAUGAUGUCCUGCAUGAUGAGAUCUGAUUGAAUGUUAAUGUUCUGGAUUAAGAACUUGAUUUUCUUGUAACACCAAUUUGAUUUUGAAUGACAAGCUACUUUACAUGUC